AUGGGUGCCAACUGUGAAAUUCAGCUAUCAAACUUCACCGAUACAGGUGAUUCAAGUAAUUUUGCACACUUGAUGGAACUUGAAGGAUCUAAGGAAAGAUUACACUUGUUCCAGGCCAACUUAAGUGAAGAUGGGUCUUUUGAUUCUGCAAUUGAUGGCUGUGAAGGUGUCUUUCAUGCAGCAUCACCUGUGUUGUUUUCAGUGACUGACCCUCAGGAAGAACUUAUAGAACCUGCUGUGAAGGGAACACUUAAUGUUCUUAGAUCAUGCAAAAAAGUACCAUCCGUCAAACGGGUGGUGUUAACAUCCUCUAUGGCUGCAGUUAUGUUUAACAGCAAUCCUCUAAACCCUGAUGGUAUAGUUGACGAAGCAUGUUUUUCAGAUCCAGUAUUCUGCAAGGAACAAGAGCAAUGGUAUUGCCUUUCAAAAACUUUGGCAGAGGAAGUGGCAUGGAAAUUUGCGGAUGAAAAUGGCAUUGACCUGGUAGUGAUGAAUCCUGGCUUGGUAAUUGGUCCACUUCUUCAGCCAACUCUCAAUUCAACUUCUGAGAUGAUUUUGAACAUCAUUAAAGAAGGAAGGACCGAUUAUCCAGAGUAUAGUGUUGUUGAUGUAAAAGAUGUUGCUCUGGCACAUAUUCUAGCUAUGGAGAGUCCUUCAGCUAGUGGCAGAUAUUGCUUGUCUGGAACACUACUAUCAGCUUCUGAAGUUCUUAAAAUCUUACAUAAGCUUUAUCCUCAUCUAAACCAUCUCCAGAAUAUUGCAGAAAAUCAGCAUAAUGUCAACCCACAUCCUAACCGAGUGUCACAGGAGAAGGCAAAGCGUCUGGGCAUCAGUUUCACUCCUUUUGAGGUUAGUCUAAAGGACAUUGUUGAAAGUCUAAAGGAGAAGAAUUUCCUAAGUUUCUAGGAUCCCACCAGCACCAUGGGAUGUAUCUACUUCAAUUCAACCAAUAUGCUCUCAGGCAUGGUCAUAUAAAUAGAUAUUGUACAUUAUUAUCAUUGUCGUGGGAAAGAUCAGCUUCAGAAAUGUGUUAUUUGUAUAUUCAAAUGCAAAUAAAAAGAGUCACAUUUGUUUAUGUUGUUUCGUAUCAUUAAACGUUGUGUAUGAAGUUCUAAAUUCAAUAAUGUUCAGCAUAUAUAGAUUCUUCCUGAUA
Molecule: messenger RNA, 1153 nt
Organism: Olea europaea var. sylvestris
Lineage: Eukaryota; Viridiplantae; Streptophyta; Magnoliopsida; Lamiales; Oleaceae
Product: tetraketide alpha-pyrone reductase 1-like
Exons: 6
Coding region: 1-906 (301 amino acids)
Molecular function (GO): oxidoreductase activity, acting on the CH-OH group of donors, NAD or NADP as acceptor
Source: RefSeq, a predicted model, not a curated record